Molecule: messenger RNA, 432 nt
Organism: Pseudogymnoascus destructans
Lineage: Eukaryota; Fungi; Ascomycota; Leotiomycetes; Thelebolales; Thelebolaceae
Exons: 4
Coding region: 1-432 (143 amino acids)
Source: RefSeq, a predicted model, not a curated record
AUGAAGAUUGCAACCAUCCUCGGUUUGGCCGGCACUGCCGCAGCGCACGGUUACGUUUCUAGCAUCGUAGCAGACGGCGUCACCACUUCAGGUUGGCUUAUCUCCUACUGGUAUGACUUAGUGAACGGUAUUCCCAUUCCCCAGACCCCAGGAUGGUACGAAGAGGCGUUGGACCUUGGAUUCAGACCCCAACAUCGCCUGCCACAAGAAUGCAGUCAGAACGUCUCGGCGACGGUUGCUGCGGGCGGAUCCGUCAAGUUCCACGGAGACUGCAAAAAUGCGGACAAGACCGCGCUCAAGUUUGUCAAGAUUGAUGAGUCUGGAAUUGACCUCAGGUCUGGGCUGCUGGCCAUUAUGUCUCCCGCCACGAAAUUAUCGCGUGCCACAGUUGCACUUCGCUUAAUGGCGCGCAAAACUAUCCGUUCUGCUUGA